Messenger RNA from Ahaetulla prasina, 603 nucleotides. RefSeq names its product histone H4. Gene Ontology annotation, cellular component: nucleosome. The transcript has a single exon. Gene Ontology annotation, biological process: nucleosome assembly. The record is from RefSeq and is a predicted model, not a curated record. Lineage: Eukaryota; Metazoa; Chordata; Lepidosauria; Squamata; Colubridae. Gene Ontology annotation, molecular function: structural constituent of chromatin; DNA binding; protein heterodimerization activity. The coding region runs from base 18 to 329 and encodes 103 amino acids.
CUUGUCGAUCUCUGAAGAUGUCUGGUCGUGGCAAAGGCGGAAAAGGCUUGGGUAAAGGGGGCGCGAAAAGACAUCGGAAGGUGCUCCGGGAUAACAUCCAAGGCAUCACAAAGCCGGCUAUUCGCCGUUUGGCUCGCCGCGGAGGCGUGAAGCGAAUCUCUGGCUUGAUCUACGAAGAGACCCGCGGCGUUUUGAAGGUUUUUCUAGAGAACGUGAUCCGCGAUGCCGUGACUUACACCGAGCACGCCAAGAGGAAGACGGUGACGGCCAUGGAUGUUGUGUACGCGCUGAAACGCCAAGGUCGUACCUUGUACGGCUUUGGGGGCUAAUUCUAGACCAAAAACAAAAAAGACAACAUAACCUAACGGCCCUUUUAAGGGCCACCCACAAUUUCAGAAAAAGAGUUGUAGCAUAUAGAUAACAUACAUUAAAAAAACUACCUUAUAUAAUUUUCCUUCGUGGGAAUAACUGGAGACUCAUUUGGUAAACUCGAUCGAGUAAAAUGGCUGGCUAUGUAAGUAAGGUAAAAAACGCUUUAUUUAUAUAUUAUUCCCCUCGGCUUUGAUCUUUUCUACAGACAUACUUACCUGGAAUUUUUACGGC